UGAGCUAACUCUACCAGAGAAGCUCACAUCACCAGAAGAAUUAUACUGAGUUGGCUCUCUCUGCUUGUUCUACCAAACCCGCGCUCAUCUCUCUCUCCCUGUUGCUAAUUUUUCCCCGUCGCCCCACUCUCAGUCAGCAUGGUGAACAGAUAACUGCUAAGCUGUUGAACAUGGGCUCCUGCCUCUGCAAAGGUCACCAAGAGCUGCAAAGUGGCCAGCAACACCCCAUGGAAGAGCUUCACUCGUACGCUGAAGGGCAGCCCAUUUUUAAGGGUAACCAUCAGCCCUACAACGGCAGCAUGUCGGAUAAAAGGAGCAGCAGCGGGUAUGACAUCGGAGAAUUGGCUACAUCUUCCCUGCUGGGACUGCUGGCCACUAUUAAAGACCACAUCACUAAGCCCACUGCGAUGGCCCAGGGCCGAGUCGCCCACCUGAUUGAGUGGAAGAGCUGGGGAGGGGAAACCACGUCUGGAGCAGGCUGGUGUGGCUGGACGAGAGAUGGUGGAGGAUGGGGAGGUAUGGGAGCAUCGCUGCAGGAGGACGAGCAGCUCUACUCCCACCUCACCGAUGAAAUCAAAGAAGCACGAUUUGCUGCAGGUGUGGCGGAGCAGUUUGCUCUGGCUGAGGCAGCGAUGAAUGCCUGGUCAUCCCACGAUGUUGAAAAUAAAGUUACAGGCAGUACAAUUCCAGUUCAAGACCCCGAGGGCCUCUAUCUUUCUCAGUUCCUGCUGGAUGGAGGGAGUCUGGGUGUUCCUCAGCACCUGUACAGAAUGCACAUGGAAGCUGAUGACACCAGCUCUCUGGCGCCUUCUCAUCUUCCUCAGUCGCAUUCCCCCAGUCGUUCUCAUUCUCCGCUGGACGCACAACGUCCGUCGCAGGAGCAGAGGAUCUCGCCGAUGGAAGGGUCCGUAAGACACGCAGACAGCAUCUCCCUGUCGGAGGACGAGGUUUUUUAUAACUGAAAUUUGGAUGAUGACAGUGGAAACGAAAAAGGAAAAGGUUUUUCAUCUCUUCUUUGUGUUCGAUGAGAAGCGUAUGAGGUUACAUCUGGGGUUAUCGCUUUACCGUUAAAGUAUGUAAUAGCCACAGCUGAGCUCUUUGACAAGCAACGAGCGCAGGGAUCAUUGUACACACGGACAUGCUAUUUCCAUAUCACGUUGCCUUUUUGCAAAUGAAGCGGUAAUGAUGAUGGAGAUUGGACUUUAUGUUAACAGGGUCAGACCAAUUACGUCUAGAAUACGGUAAAAGGUCAUUGCGCAUCAAUGAAUCUAAAAAUAUCAAUUGACAGAGGGGUGAUCAAGACCGUCAUGCCCCUUCACCUUCCACUGAAUGUUUGUAGAUAUUUGCAGCAGCCUUUCACAAAAAAAAGCGGUGGUCUAUUAGCACUAUAGACUGAAGAAGAAAGAGCCAAAAUAAAACACGCUUUCAUCUACACAGACAUUUUUCUGGUGCAUUUCCACUAAGAAUGGCUGAAUGGGACUGCGGAGGUGAAUAGGAUUCUUUUGUGAGCACUCCGGAGGGUGAAAGUGACUUAUGCCUUUGAGCAAAGCCUCGAUCAUUACUUGGGACAGUGAGGUGGAGAUUUUAACGAUUUUUCAUAUUGCUAAAUAUUUCCAUGGAGAUUUUGAGUAUAAAACGUCUAACACAGCAAAUGACUACAUGUAUCCUCAAAGCUGAAGUGUGUGAUUUUUAAUAGCCUCACCAAACAACUGCUUGACAAGUACAGUUUCUGCCCAUUCCCAUCAUCUGCUAUUGGUUAAAAAAAAGAAAACCUCACCCCAAACUCAUGCCAUUGGUCGAGCAAAUGUCGCCACUUGGAAUGCAAUCCAUCAUGGCACCAGUGUUUACAUAUUUUUAGGAAACUGACCUACAGAUAGCUUACUUGUUGCAUAAAAAGAUGAUUUAAUAUUAAUAUUAUGUAAUAAUAUUUAUUACUUUUAAUAUUUGUGAAUAUCUCUAUUAUUUGUAUUGAUAAUAUAAAUUUUAUUAAGAUUGAAUAUGAGAUCAAAUUGACAUAAAAAUGGCUUAAAGUAAAAAAUAUUCAAAAUAUUAAGAUAAAAAUAUUUAAAAUAUAAUAUAAAAUAUUCCUAUGAUUAAGAUAUAAUUUGAGACAUAUACGCUUUAGCAAUUAAUUGAAUAAUUAAUAUGAUCGUAAUAUUAACCUACAAAUAUACUUUUAAAAAUGUUUUAAAAUUUUUAUUAAUAUUAAAUAUUAAUAAUAUUCACACUACAGUGGAAUAUGAAAUGACAUCAAACUAUAAAUUGCUUAAUUGUAGCAAUUAAAUCAUUUAUUAGUAUUAAUGUUACUAAUAUUAGCAUUAUUACAAUUUUUAGUAAUAUUACACACAUCAAAAUAAAACAAUGCACACUUCAGCUUUUUUGUUUGUUUGUUUGUUUGUUUGUUUGUUUUUAAGUUUGUGGUCACAGGUUCCACUGAUUUAUAAGUACACAUAUGUGUAGAACUGAAAAAAGUAUUACCACACAUAACUUUGAGUAACUUGCCUCCAUAUAUUGUGUUAAUGUCGUGUCAACCAUUUUGUGCAGUCCUUUGUAUGUAAAAAAAAAAAGAAAAAAGUAUGAUUUAAUCUUUAAAAGAUCUAUUGCGACAGAAACCGCUUGCUAACAAGAAAAUUCUUCUGUGUUCUUGCGCGUGUCUGAGACGAAAGAGCGAGAGCCGGAAUAACAAUCGUCUGCCUUUUCUCCGUAAUUAGCCCUAUUCACACUCCACUGACAAAGAAAGGUGAUGGAAAGAAAGAGAUAGUGAGGGAUGUGGCUGAAGAGGGGAAUGGGCGACGGAGGGGAUUAUAGUAAAUGCAGAAGCAGGAGAUGAUGGGAGAGAAGGCUGCUGGGAGGUGGGAUGGUCAAGUGUUAUCAUGCUCCAGGGUCUUUUAAUAGAAGUUUACACUGUGUGAUCCUCGUGUGGUGUCAGAUAAUGUGCGUGACUGCUUUGGUGCUCCAGGGGAGGAUUUGAAGUAGGGUUUAAUUGUGUUGAUAGAGGCUCUGGGGCGGUGAGCAGAAUUGAAAUUGUGUUUGUAACUGGAAUUCAAUUUCAACACAAUUUAUUAAGGACCAAUACACUGAAUUUAAAUGAAUUCUUAUAAAACCUUUUCUGAGAAAAAAGCACAAGGAAUAAUGAAAGAAAAGAACGGAAUUGGGAUGGCUGAGAAAUUAAAAGAUAGGCCAUUUAUUACUGAAGCCUUUGUUCUGUUCUUUUCUCCCAGCGUGAGGCUCAUGAAGCUAACAAGCUGCAUGAGGUUACAAACAGAUACCUCAUUUCAUUCAAACUCUAGACAUGUACAUGGUAUUAUACAUCCAGCCAUGCAGCAUGAAAGCAGAAGGGUAUGACGGGACCUUGAAUGUCUCCCUUUUGUUUUUCUGGUGUAUGAAGUGUAUGAAUAUAUAUUCUGUUUUAUUAAAUAUUGGUGGAGGCACACAAUUAGUGAAAAAUAAAUAAUAAAAGAAG
Puntigrus tetrazona (Sumatra barb) is the source of this 3463-nucleotide messenger RNA. It is a transcript of the gene fam131c, whose product is annotated as family with sequence similarity 131 member C. The coding region runs from base 171 to 962 and encodes 263 amino acids. NCBI's taxonomy places the organism in Eukaryota, Metazoa, Chordata, Actinopteri, Cypriniformes, Cyprinidae. The transcript has 7 exons. The record is from RefSeq and is a predicted model, not a curated record.